Babesia bigemina is the source of this 552-nucleotide messenger RNA. Its product is annotated as signal peptidase, putative. NCBI's taxonomy places the organism in Eukaryota, Apicomplexa, Aconoidasida, Piroplasmida, Babesiidae. Gene Ontology annotation, molecular function: serine-type endopeptidase activity. The record is from RefSeq and is a predicted model, not a curated record. Gene Ontology annotation, cellular component: signal peptidase complex; membrane. The transcript has 2 exons. Bases 1 to 552 code for a protein of 183 amino acids.
AUGGAUAUCAUAAAAAGAGAAAUAACAACCUUCAAAAGCGAGGUGCGCCAAUUCAUACGGCGCCCGCGCGAGAACAUCGAGCAGCUGCUUGCAACAGCCUGCGUCCUGUUCACCGCCCUUAUGCUUUGGAAGACGGCAAACCUCUAUACAGGUACCGACUCCCCCGUAGUGGUGGUGCUAAGCGGAAGCAUGGAACCGGCAUUUUACCGUGGCGACAUCCUCUUCCUCAUGAAGCACGAUACGGUUUCAGCGGGUGAUAUCGUAGUUUUCAAGGUGCACGGCAGAGAUAUACCAAUUGUGCACCGAACGUUAAGUUUGCACGCAAACAGCAACGAAAUUAACGUCCUGACCAAGGGUGACAACAACGACGUCGCAGACCGUGGGCUGUAUUCGAGAGGGCAGAAAUGGCUGGAUGGCAAGCAUCUGGUUGGAACCGUCCUGAUGCGAAUACCCAAGUUCGGGAUUAUCACCAUCAUACUUAACGAGAAUCGCGCUCUAAAAUGGUCGCUUAUAUCAAUGCUAAUAUAUCUGGUACUAAGCGGCAAGGGAUGA